This is a messenger RNA of Diaporthe amygdali, 642 nucleotides long. RefSeq lists its product as uncharacterized. The transcript has 2 exons. NCBI's taxonomy places the organism in Eukaryota, Fungi, Ascomycota, Sordariomycetes, Diaporthales, Diaporthaceae. The record is from RefSeq and is a predicted model, not a curated record. Bases 1 to 642 code for a protein of 213 amino acids.
AUGCUCCCUAAACAGAGCCUGCUGGCCCUCGUUGCCGCCCUCUUCGUCAUCAUCGCGGCGUCCAUGGACACUUUCAGCAACGCGAUUUCCCCUACCACCAUGUCCACAUCGGCCAGCGCAACUCCUUCAACCUUGUCGGACAAGGCCAUGCUCACUUUCACCACCUCGACUCUUUCUACUGCCAUUGCCACUUCAGCCAACGGGACUUCAGCCAACGGGACUUCAGCCAACGGGACUUCAGCCAACGCGACUACUCCUCCAGCCUUGUCGGAAAACGAAGAUUCUCCUUACAUCCUUUGCAAGAUAAACCUCUACAAUGGCGUUGAUCCACAGUAUUUCGACAGCGUUGCCAACCACCUCAAAGGCCUCACCGGCAAUGCCACCCUCGGCCACAAGGAUGGUGAAGCUUGGUGCUGGCGCUACAGCUGCCAACACGACUGUGCCAUCUAUGCCUGCAAUGACAAGCAGGAAGACCAGCAGGUCCCUUGGUCUACCAUGGCUGCGUACGCAGAGCAGAUCAAGAAGAAGUGCACUUAUAUAUGGUCCGACAAGGGAAAGGAGGAAAAGAGGGUUCAGGGGCAAGCUUUCAAUGCGGAUGGCUGGAACGUGGUCGUGGGCAUGAGACGCGGUAACAAUUGUUGA